UCCAUGGUUUUGGUUUUAAUUUAUAGGUUAUGUCCGUUACGCUAGUAUCUUCAGACUGUUUCUACGUAGGGCUCAGGAUGUGCACUCGGUGGCUCGGUGCAGCCACAAGAUCAAUCAAUAAACAAUGCAUUCUGCUUGAUGCUAGUAGAACAACUGGCGCAUCAUUUCCAAAUGAGUUUCACACGACUGCAACAAAGGCUACAAACUCAUCAAAACCUUCGCAUUGGCUACAGUAUAACAAAAAGAUUUACCCCCCUCAAGCUCCCGACGAAGAACCAAGAAAAGCAUUUGUUUGCCACAUGAAAUCAAACAUCAAGUACCCUCCUAAAAAAAUGUGGUACGUAGCUGUACUCGUUAGGGGAAUGACUGUCGAUGAGGCUGUAAAACAAUUGAGUUUCGUUUUGAAAAAAGGAGCUGAGGCUGUGAAAGAAACUAUUCUCGAAGCACAGCAGAUGGCUGUGGAACAACACAAUGUUGAAUUCAAGAGUAAUCUGUGGGUUGCUGAAUCCUUUGUUGGCAAAGGAUUAGUGAUCAAGGGUCUUCGAAGACACGCCAGGGGCCGGCCAGGUGUGAUACACUACAGGUAUUCUCAUUACUACGUCAGAUUAGAAGAGGGAAAACCACCUGAGAAUUACUACCUUCCGGCACCGAAAAGCAAGCAAGAAAUGCUCGAUGACUGGCUAACACAAAUGCGAAAACGCAAGAUCACGUCUUCUCUAUGAACUCACAGAUUAAUCAUCAAUCAGCAUAGAACCUAUGUAAUAAUAAAGAUAAUUUCUUCACACUGA
Diprion similis is the source of this 788-nucleotide messenger RNA. It is a transcript of the gene mRpL22, whose product is annotated as 39S ribosomal protein L22, mitochondrial. Lineage: Eukaryota; Metazoa; Arthropoda; Insecta; Hymenoptera; Diprionidae. Gene Ontology annotation, cellular component: ribosome; mitochondrial large ribosomal subunit. The transcript is spliced from 4 exons. The coding region runs from base 30 to 722 and encodes 230 amino acids. The record is from RefSeq and is a predicted model, not a curated record. Gene Ontology annotation, biological process: translation; ribosome assembly. Gene Ontology annotation, molecular function: structural constituent of ribosome.